CUGACGUUUGUAUAUCUUGUUCUGUAUUUGACAUUUAUAUAAACGAAGUAUUUUUAAAUUGUGUUAAAGUUGCUUUAAUUUUAUCAAACAAAGGAUCGGUUAAAUGAUCAUCGUAAUUUGUUGUAAAUCAAAAAAAUCAUAAAUUUUACUACAAAAUUCUAUCUCAUAUUUAGAUUUGGACGAAACGACAUAUUUAAAUAGUUUAUACUUGCGUAUAAAUUUCUUGUUCUAUACACAAACGAACGUAAAUAACGUCGAUAACUGUUGGCUGACCUCAUUUAAGUGGGAGAGUAGAUGAAGACGAAGAUAUAGACUAGUCCUUUCAAAUAAAUACGUGCAGUACACAGCAGAAACUCAAAAUAUAAAAAUGAAUCUGAUUAAGCUCUCAGUAAUAGUAAUUUUUCCGUGUCUAUGUCUAACACAACCAGAUUCUGAUGAAAGUUCGAUUCCUCCUGACAUUUCCUACGAGGAUUAUAAUUAUAACUAUUCCUCUUUGGCUAAUUCCUCAGAAGAAAUCAUGAAAAGAUUUUAUAAUCCAGAUGAAGAAUGGAACCAAGUGGACGAUUGUUUGAUCUCCACCCAAGAAGAGAACGCGUCGAAAAUGCCCAUUCCCUACAUGAAAAACGGCACACGACUUGUUAUCAUGUACCCAGACAUAGAUGGUUUGCUGAACAUAAAGCACGACAUCACUUUUAAGCUGUUAUGCGCCAAUUCGCGAUUUAAACAUAAGGAUUUGAAUCAAACAUCUGAGGUGGAGGUCAAGUGCGUAGUGGACGCCCAGCUUUUGUACAACAAUCGCUUAUACAGGUAUAAUGAUUUUGAGUGUGAAUCGAUGCCUAAGUCGGAGCUGGUGGUGACCGAUAAAAAAUGUCAGUCGAACAAUUACACCGUAGCCGAAGUCGGUUUUCGUUCGGACGAAGGACUGAUCGUGUUGUACAAAAUUUGUUUUGACCUCAAGACCAAGAACGCCCUGUAUACGUGGUACGAUGCAAGAGUACCGUACUACGAUAUAUCCCAAAAGUACAAAAAACGGCCGUCGUUCCACAAGUCCAAAGAAUUAUACGGUUCCAUAGACGUGAAUAAAAAAUACACCGUAAAAGAACAAAGGAAAACUUUGGCAACAAUUCUCAAAUCAGAUGAUCUAGCAAACAAAUACAUUAUGGAUGACAGCAAACACUCGCUGUCAAGAGGUCAUUUGGCAGCCAAAGCCGAUUUUUACUAUGCAUUCGAACAGACUGCCACGUUUUACUACGCAAACGUGGCCCCCCAGUGGCAGCAAUUCAACGGCGAUAAGUGGGCUGACCUGGAGAAAACGUAUCGCGAAAUGAUGGAUCAAGAUGAAGACAUACAUGUGGUCGUGACCGGGACAUAUGGCUCGUGCAUGCUGCCCGAUGUGAACGGCGUCCUACAGCCCCUGUUCCUGGACCCGCCCAAAAACCUACCAGUCCCGUUGUUCUACUGGAAAAUAAUGUACGAUCUGUUCGAGAAAAAAGGUAUAGUGUUCUUGGGCAUGAACAAUCCGUACAAAGAGGUGGACAAAUCUAUGUUUAUAUGCAAAAAUGAAUGCGAAGGAGGGUAUAAGGGCCUGGUUGAUAUCCCAGAUAACAAACAUGAAGCGAAUAUCUUUUGCUGCAGCAUUGAAGGGUUCGAACAGGUUUAUGGCAAGUUGGAUCCCUUAAUUUUCGAGAAAAUUAAUUAUUGAACGAGAAUAAACAUUGUAUCAUAAAAGACACACGCACACGUAAUAAGACAAUAACUUUAUAAUAAUAAAGAGAAUCUAAUUAUCACUCAA
Messenger RNA from Sipha flava (yellow sugarcane aphid), 1792 nucleotides. RefSeq lists its product as uncharacterized. The transcript is spliced from 5 exons. Gene Ontology annotation, biological process: apoptotic DNA fragmentation. Bases 368 to 1702 code for a protein of 444 amino acids. Lineage: Eukaryota; Metazoa; Arthropoda; Insecta; Hemiptera; Aphididae. Gene Ontology annotation, molecular function: metal ion binding; nucleic acid binding; single-stranded DNA endonuclease activity. The record is from RefSeq and is a predicted model, not a curated record. Gene Ontology annotation, cellular component: nucleus; mitochondrial inner membrane.